CAUGUUGUCAUCUGUUCCAGGACUGAAGAGGGGAUGGAUGCAGCCACAGCUCCAAAGCAAGCCUGGCCCCCAUGGCGCCCCCUCCUGCUCCUGCUCCUCCUGCCUAAAGGUAGCAGUGGUGGCUGCCCUGCCAUCUGUGACUGUACCUCCCAGCCCCGUGCUGUGCUCUGUGCCCACAGGCGACUGGAGGCUGUACCUGGGGGACUCCCACUGGACACAGAGCUCCUGGACCUGAGUGGGAACCGCCUGUGGGGGCUGCAGAAGGGGAUGCUCUCCCGCCUGGGCCUGCUCCGGGAACUGGACCUCAGCUACAACCAGCUCUCCACCCUUGAGCCAGGGGCCUUCAAUGGCCUACAAAGCCUACUCACUCUGAGGCUACAGGGCAAUCGGCUCCGAAUCAUGGGGCCAGGGGUCUUCUCAGGCCUGUCAGCCCUCACACUGCUGGACCUCCGCCUCAACCAGAUUGUCCUCUUCCUAGAUGGAGCUUUUGGGGAUCUAGGCAGCCUCCAGCAGUUGGAAGUUGGGGACAACCACCUGGUGUUUGUGGCACCAGGGGCCUUUGCAGGGCUGGCCAAACUGGGCACUCUCACCCUUGAACGCUGUAAUCUCAGCACAGUACCUGGCCUAGCCCUUGCCCGUCUCCCAGGGCUGGUGGCUCUGAGGCUUCGAGAACUGGAUAUUGGGAGGCUACCCACAGGGGCGCUCCGGGGACUAGGACAGCUGAAAGAGCUGGAGAUCCACCACUGGCCGCCUCUAGAGGCUCUGGAGCCCGGCAGUCUGAUGGGGCUCAACCUCAGCAGCCUGGCCAUCACUCGCUGCAACCUGAGCUCGGUGCCCUUCCAAGCAUUGCACCACCUGAGCUUCCUCAGGGUCCUGGAUCUGUCUCAGAACCCCAUCUCAGCCAUCCCAGCCCGGAGGCUCAGCUCCCUGGUGCGGCUCCAGGAGCUCCGCCUGUCGGGGGCAUGCCUCACCUCCAUCGCUGCCCAUGCCUUCCACGGCUUGACUGCCUUUCACCUCCUAGAUGUGGAAGAUAAUGCUCUUCAGACUCUAGAGGAAACAGCCUUCCCUUCACCAAACAAACUGGUCACCCUGAGGCUGUCUGGCAACCCCCUGACCUGUGACUGCCGCCUCCUCUGGCUGCUGCGGCUUCGGCGCCGCCUGGACUUUGGCACAUCCCCCCCUGCCUGUGCUGGCCCCCAGCAUGUCCAGGGGAAGAGCCUGCGAGAAUUUUCAGACAUCCUCCCUCCAGGGCACUUCACUUGCAAACCAGCCCUGAUCCGAAAGUCUGGGCCACGAUGGGUCGUUGCAGAGGAGGGAGGGCAUGCUGUUUUUUCCUGCUCUGGAGAUGGAGACCCCAUCCCCACUGUCUCCUGGAUGAGGCCUCAAGGGGCUUGGCUGGGAAAUGCUGGGAGGGUAAGGGUUCUAGAGGAUGGGACCCUGGAGAUCCGCUCAGUGCAGCUACAGGAUAGAGGGGCCUAUGUCUGUGUGGUCAGCAACGUAGCUGGGAAUGACUCCCUGAGGACCUGGCUGGAGGUAAUCCAAGUUGAACCACCAAAUGGCACUCUCUCAGACUCCAACAUCACCAUGCCAGAGAUCCCAGGGCCUUUCUUUCUGGAUAGCAGAGGUGUGGCUAUGGUGCUGGCAGUUGGCUUCCUCCCCUUCCUCACCUCAGUGACCCUCUGCUUUGGUCUCAUUGCCCUUUGGAGCAAGGGUAAGGGCCGGGUCAAACACCACAUGACCUUUGACUUUGUGGCACCCCGAUCCUCUGGGGAUAAGAACUCUGGGGGUAAUCGGGUCACUGCCAAGCUCUUCUGAUCUUUCCUUCCACAUUGGGGGCCCAGUCAAGCCAGCUUUGGAUACCAACGAGGAAGUGAAGCAAGGCUACUUGGACCAGAAAAU
Orycteropus afer afer is the source of this 1899-nucleotide messenger RNA. It is a transcript of the gene LINGO4, whose product is annotated as leucine rich repeat and Ig domain containing 4. Lineage: Eukaryota; Metazoa; Chordata; Mammalia; Tubulidentata; Orycteropodidae. Gene Ontology annotation, molecular function: protein binding. The record is from RefSeq and is a predicted model, not a curated record.